AUGCAUAUAUCAACCCUCCUGGCGACCAUCUUGUUCGUUACCGCCGCUGUCGCAACGCCCUACCCUUGGGCUGCACCACAAGCCAGUCUUGCUCCAACUCCAAGUGGUGUGCGAAAACACAAUCGCACGCACAGGAACAGACACAAAGAGCCAACACCUACCUUUAAGCAGGGUUGUGAAUGCGCAAUGCCGGUUGUGCCAAUGAACCUGCUCAGCGCGAAUGAGAGGUGCUUGAUGAAACAAGCUGCUGCUAUGGGUUGCUAUCUAAGCUCCAAGGGCGGAUGUCCAUCGCCGGCACCUGCUUGCGGACUCGGACCCCUACCAGGCAUACCUAUGCAAUGA
Molecule: messenger RNA, 342 nt
Organism: Alternaria arborescens
Lineage: Eukaryota; Fungi; Ascomycota; Dothideomycetes; Pleosporales; Pleosporaceae
Exons: 2
Coding region: 1-342 (113 amino acids)
Source: RefSeq, a predicted model, not a curated record